Molecule: messenger RNA, 1501 nt
Organism: Epinephelus lanceolatus (giant grouper)
Lineage: Eukaryota; Metazoa; Chordata; Actinopteri; Perciformes; Serranidae
Source: RefSeq, a predicted model, not a curated record
AGAGGAGGAACUGUGGAGCAGUCAGGAGGGAGAGCAGCUUCAAGGGCUGGAGGAGGCUGAUAUCACCAAGUUCACAUUCACUCCUGUCCCUGUGAAGAGUGAAGAUGAUGAAGAGAAACCUCAGUCUGAGGGACACCACUGUGGAGGACCAGGACCACCAAGACCGGGACCCGGUGGAGGAGAACUACCAGUGCUCAGAGGAGGAGAACUACCAGUGCUCAGAGGAGGAGAACUACCAGUGCUCACAGGAAGAGAACUACCAGUGCUCAGAGGAGGAGAACUACCAGUGCUCGGAGGAGGGGAACUACCAGCGCCUGGAGGAGGAGUACGACCAGUGCUCAGAGGAGGAGAACUACCAGCGCCUGGAGGAGGAGUACGACCAGUGCUCAGAGGAGGAGAACUACCAGUGCCUGGUGGAGGAGAACUACCAGUGCUCACAGGAAGAGAACUACCAGUGCUCAGAGGAGGAGAACUACCAGUGCUCGGAGGAGGGGAACUACCAGCGCCUGGAGGAGGAGUACGACCAGUGCUCAGAGGAGGAGAACUACCAGCGCCUGGAGGAGGAGUACGACCAGUGCGCAGAGGAGGAAUACGACCAGUGCUCAGAGGAGGAGUGCGACCAGUGCUCGGAGGAGGAGUGCGACCAGUGCUCGGAGGAGGAGUGCGACCAGUGCUCGGAGGAGGAGUACCAGUGCCCAGAGACUCUUCUGAACCAGACACUGAUGACGAGACCAGAGACCCUGUUGUCGCUGAGAUUGAAGUCAGUGUUGAUGACUGGAAGGAGACCAGAGAACCUCAGUUGGGUUUAAACUCUCUGGGAAACAAUGACAUCCCUGUGAAUCAUCUGAAACGAUUCAGCUGCUCUGAGUGCGGGAAAAGUUUUGGCCUGAAGGCAACACUGAAGAAACACCUGAGGACUCACACCGGAGAGAAACCGUUCAGCUGUAUCGUUUGUGAGAAAUCUUUCACACAGAGAGGAAGUCUUCAGUUACACCUGCAGAUCCACACCGGAGAGAAACCAUUUGGCUGCGUAAUCUGUGAUUUCAAAUGUCGGCGAAAAUCAUAUCUGCAGAAACACAUGAGAACUCACACAGGAGAGAAACCAUUUAGCUGCUCUGUCUGCGGUCGAAGGUUCACCUGGUCUCAACAGGCCAAAAGACACACCUGUGCCAACCGUCAGCCGUCACAGCUUCAUCAGACUCAACCUGAGCAGAGCAGAGUGGCGGAGCCUCCAGACGGCACCUCAGCUGAUGGAAACAGAAGCUGAUGGACACCACUGUGGAGAACCGGGACCAGGACCAACCAGGAAUUCAGGUCCAGAAACUGAGGACAAGUCAGGAGACUCUUCUGAAGCUGAGAGUUACGACAGUGAUGAUUGGACGGAGACCAAAGAACCUCAGUCACCUUUAGACUGUGAAAAAUUAACUUCCUGUUUGUGGUAUGACUCAUGUCACUGUGGGCUGAGUGUGUCUGAAAUAAAUCUAGUGUGCAUGAAAACUCA